AUGAAGUCUUUAAUGAUGGGCAAAGAUUUCGAUCCUAAUAUUCGAGGCAAUUUAGGAGAAACCAUCUUGCACACAGCGCUGCUAAAUGGGAAUAAAGAAAUUGCAGAGUUCAUUCUGGAUACAAUACCAUCACUAAUCAACGAACCCAUGACGUCUGACAUGUACAGAGGUGAGACCCCGAUGCACAUAGCUAUUCUCAAGCAAGACGUGGAAAUGGUAAAUGAACUAUUGAAACGAGGAGCGGACGUUAUCAAUGCCCGAGCCACAGGUUCCUGCUUUGUACCUGGAGACGAAUGUCAGUGUUACUAUGGUGAAUAUCAACUGUCAUUUGCAGCGUGCAUCGGCAACAAAGAGGUUGUGACGACUCUUAUUGAGCACAAUGCUCCGUUAGAAGCACAGGAUUCCUUAGGCAACACAGUGCUUCACGUCUUAGUGCUGCAACCGGAAAAAAAACAGGCGUACGACAUGUAUGAUUUGAUCACCUCCCUCGUGGCUGAGAAACAGCAGCAGUUUGUAGAGAAUAUUGUGAACAAUGAUGGCUACACCCCAUUGAAGCUUGCAGCAGCAGAGGGUGAUUUUGAGAUGUUCAACAAUUUGGUGCAAAAGCAGAAGAAGAUUUACUGGACCAUGGGGACAAUUUGUUACUGCAUCUACGACCUGACAAACAUUGACACGUGGGGUGACCAGACAUCCGUUCUGGACAUCAUAACAACAAGCCGGAACAGUGAGGUUCGCAAACUUGUUGACUCCAAACCAGUAAAGGAACUAUUGCAUCAAAAGUGGAAUUUAUUCGGACACAAAUAUUUCCUGAUCUGGAUGUUCUCCUACAUUCUCUACGUUAUCAUAGUCACCGUCUCAAGUCUGUACCGGCCCUUGAAGCUAAUCCCUGCUGACCAGUCUGAUAAUCUCACCAUUAAAACACAAAAGACAUUCACAGAAUCUUAUCAAACGAGUGAAGACUACCUCAGACUGGUGGGUGAACUGAUUUGUGUCAUUGGAGCCUUGGUCAUACUCCUCAGUGAGAUCCCUUAUCUCUACAAGAUUGGUCCAAAAAACUACUUGGGGAAUACAUCAAUUGGAGGUCCUUUCCCAUUGCUGCUGGUCUGUUAUUCCCUAUUGAUCGCUGUGGCCGUUAUCCUGAGAGUACUUGGCGAUUCUGGUGAAGCAGUUCCUCUAUCCCUGGCUCUGGUCAUUGGCUGGUGCAACACCAUUUAUUUUGCUCGGGGUUUCAAAAUGCUCGGCCAGUUUUCCAUAAUGAUACAGAAGAUUAUAUUUGGAGAUUUUAUGCAGUGGUGUUCACUGGUCUUUAUCUGCAUCACCGGAUUUACCUCUGCAUUUUACGUCAUGUUUCAAACCUUGGAUUUGAAAAAGUAUCCAUAUUUCAAGGACUUUGCCAUGACCAUGUACACCACAGUUGAGCUGAUGAUGGGAUUGAUUGAUCUUCCUAUUCCCUAUGACACUCCAACACCAAGUACCAUAUACAUCGGUUACGUCUUGUACAUGAUCUUCGUGUACCUUCUGCUGUUAAACCUGCUGAUUGCAAUGAUGGACGAUACGUACUGGAGAAUUGCAUAUGAAAGGGAGGAACUUUGGAAAGUGCAGAUUGCCGCGACCAUACUGCUUCUCGAGCGCCGACUGCCAUCUUUUCUGAAGGUGCGUUCGGGAGUUCCAGGGAGAUCGCUGGGCUUUGACAAUGACAAGUGGUAUAUUGGGGUGGAAGAAAUCCUCAGUGAGAUGUCAGCAGAGAACGUUCAGGUGUCAGGUGGGGGUGCAGAGAAAUACUCCCAAAAUAGUCUAGGAUGGGACGCAAUCAGAAAGAAUCUGUCGAAGAUCAUAAGCAUGAAAGAUUCUUCUGAAUCCACCGCUUUUUAAGCCAUCACUUUGUAUACACCCGAACGAUUCCAGUCGAUACGUUUGUCUUUGCAUUUGUUAUCUGUGUUAUCACGAAGAGUUAACGUAAACUGGAUGCUAAUGUUAGCUUUCUCCAGAAUCUGCAUUAACGUGCCCUGACUAAUUUAUUAUUCUAAAUUGGACUGGCUACUCAAAAAAACUUAUUGAUCAAUUUUUGAUGAUGCAUUAUUGUAUCGACAUAAAAGAAGAUUGCUUUCUAUAAUUCCCUAUCAAUUGUUUUUGAUUGUUCUGUAUUUUGAGCCUAACAAGGCCUUAGAUUAUUCUUAUAUCUAGAUCAGCAACCACCCAGUAAAAAGACAUUCUUAUUUAAAUAUAACAGCAUUUUAAAAAAAACAACUGUUUUUUGG
Callorhinchus milii (elephant shark) is the source of this 2258-nucleotide messenger RNA. RefSeq names its product transient receptor potential cation channel subfamily V member 6-like. Lineage: Eukaryota; Metazoa; Chordata; Chondrichthyes; Chimaeriformes; Callorhinchidae. The transcript is spliced from 14 exons. Gene Ontology annotation, biological process: calcium ion import across plasma membrane. The record is from RefSeq and is a predicted model, not a curated record. The coding region runs from base 1 to 1872 and encodes 623 amino acids. Gene Ontology annotation, molecular function: protein binding; calcium channel activity. Gene Ontology annotation, cellular component: membrane.